AUGGUUUCAAUUAUUCAAUUUACUCAAAGUGUUUUUGCUACAUUAGCUUUUGCUUUAUUAGCUCAAGGUAUCGCUAUUCCAGAAGGUUUAGCUAAAAGAGAUGGUUCAGGUGUUGUUACAUUAGAUUUCGAUGUUAUUAGAACUGCAAUUAAUCCAAAUACUACUACUGCUUAUCUACAAAAGUAUAGUAAAAGAGGAGAUUAUCCAGUUUCAUUAAUUAAUCAAGGUGCUUCAUAUGCUGCCAAAAUCCAAGUUGGUUCAAACAAACAAUCGAUUACCGUUGAUAUUGAUACUGGUUCAAGUGAUUUAUGGGUUGUUGACAAAAGUGCAACUUGUGAAAGUAGCGGUGGUGAAGCAAAUGAUUGUAAAGCUGAAGGUACAUUCGACCCAAGUGGUUCAUCAUCUUUCCAAAACUUAGGUGGUGCAUUUUCAAUUGGUUAUGGUGAUGGUACUUCAUCAACAGGUACUUGGGCUAAAGAUACUGUUACCAUUGGUGGUGCUGCAAUUACAGCUCAACAAUUUGCUGAUGUAACUGAUACAUCAGUUAAUGAAGGUAUUUUAGGUAUUGGUCAAGCUUCAUUAGAAUCGUCAAGUUCAAAAUAUGCCAAUGUUCCAGUUUCAUUGAAAAAUCAAGGUUUUAUUAAAACUAAUGCUUAUUCAUUAUAUUUAAAUUCACCAUCAGCAACUUCAGGUACUAUUAUCUUUGGUGGUGUUGAUAAUGCAAAAUACUCUGGUAGUUUAAUUGCAGAACAAGUUACUGAAUCUAAUAGAUUAACAGUCACUUUAAAUACAUUAAAUUUCAAUGGUAAUCAAUAUUCAGUUAAUCAAGAUGCUUUAUUUGAUUCGGGUACUACUUUAACUUACUUGCCAACCAAUAUUGUUGAAUCAUUAGCUCAAAAAGUUGGUGCUCAAAAAUAUGUUGAUCCUUAUGGUGGUGUUACUUGGCUUAUCUCAUGUACUGCAAGUACUAGUGGUAAUGCUGUUUAUCAGUUCCCUAAUGGUGCUAAAAUUACUGUUCCAUUAAGUGAAUUUAUUUUUGGUAAUGAUGGUUCAAGUGAAACCUGUGUUUGGGGUAUACAACAAUCUGAUGAAUUAAUCAUUUUGGGUGAUAACUUUUUAAGACAUGCUUACAUUUUGUUUAAUAUUGAUGCUAAUACUAUUUCAUUUGCUCAAGUUAAAUACACUUCUGCUUCAAGUAUCUCUGCAGUUUAG
Insectozyma verbasci is the source of this 1212-nucleotide messenger RNA. The record is from the annotation of a GenBank genome assembly. NCBI's taxonomy places the organism in Eukaryota, Fungi, Ascomycota, Pichiomycetes, Serinales, Debaryomycetaceae.